CAAACACUAUGAGGAAAAUGGCGCAAGACCACGUUUGAGGAAGAAGCACUCACUGCCACGUCCGCCAGCCAGGUUCAUCAGGCCUGAGGAUAUCAACAGAGUUGUGGACUUCAUAAAAAACUAUGCAGAAGACAAUGCCAUCAUGCUGCCUGGCCGACAGCCUGGGCAUAAGGAUUGGCAUGUGAAGUUGCUGCCAACUCAUGUGUCCAAGGCCUCAGUGUGGCGUCUCUAUGUGAAGUUGAUUUAGAAUUGAGUGCUUAUAAUGUGAAAUAAUGCGAAGCACUAUUAGCAAUUACAAUACAAUUAACCAUAAGCAAUAUCUGUUUUUCAGGUGAGCAUGCAGUUUGUAAAACCAGCUUCAAGCACUGUGGGACCGACUUCUCCCACACAUCAAAAGUUGCCGGCCACGCACAGAUCUCUGCUGGUAGUGCCAAAGCAAUAAUGAGCAGCUGAUACGAAGUGCAAACCUCCCAGAUGACAGAAAGUCUGAAGCAGUAAACAAGCAACAAGAUCAUCUUUCCCUUGUGCAGAAAGAGAGGGCUGUGUACAACGACAUGACUGCUGCCUGCAGAAAGAUUUGCUCUGGCUGCAGAAACAGGUGAAUUACCUGAUUGAUGAAGGCAUGUCAUCUACUAAGGGAAGCAAUGAAGUCAUCAGCUACAUGCAUAAUUUCUUCGGCAACUUUGGAGUUGGAGAAACAGAGGUGGAUCUUCAUUGUGACAACUGCAGUGGGCAGAACAAGAACAACUUCAUGCUCUGGUACCUUGCCUGGCGGGUUGGACACAAGCUUCACGAUAAAAUUGAAAUCCACUUCCUUAUUGCUGGCCACACCAAGUUUUCCCCUGACUGUGGCUUUGGACUCAUCAAGCAAGCCUACAUGAAGACAAGAGUCAACACUUUGGCAGACAUCGCUGAGGUUGUGGAAAACAGCUCUCCUGUGAGUCACCUCAAUAUCCCACAGCUUGUUGGAAUGGCAGAGGGCAAAGUUUUAGUCCAGACCUUCGACUGGCAGCAGCAUCUGACUCACCACUUCCGUAGACUCCCACAGAUCAAGAGUUAUCAGCACUUAAGCUUUGAUGCCAAGAGACCAGGUGUGGUGCUUGCAAAAACUCACUGUGAUGCACAACCAGUCGAAUAUCAGCUACUGCGCAACGGAGCAGAUCUGCCCUCUAUCGAUGGUCUUUCUGUCCUGGCCCCACCUGGACUGAACAUUGACAGGCAGACCUAUCUGUAUGAAAAAAAUCAGGCCAUUCUGUGCUGA
Megalobrama amblycephala (Wuchang bream) is the source of this 1261-nucleotide messenger RNA. RefSeq lists its product as uncharacterized. The record is from RefSeq and is a predicted model, not a curated record. Bases 623 to 1261 code for a protein of 212 amino acids. NCBI's taxonomy places the organism in Eukaryota, Metazoa, Chordata, Actinopteri, Cypriniformes, Xenocyprididae. The transcript is spliced from 3 exons.